This is a messenger RNA of Morus notabilis, 1960 nucleotides long. Its product is annotated as brassinosteroid-related acyltransferase 1. NCBI's taxonomy places the organism in Eukaryota, Viridiplantae, Streptophyta, Magnoliopsida, Rosales, Moraceae. Bases 1 to 1458 code for a protein of 485 amino acids. The transcript is spliced from 3 exons. The record is from RefSeq and is a predicted model, not a curated record. Gene Ontology annotation, molecular function: acyltransferase activity, transferring groups other than amino-acyl groups.
AUGGCAUCGAAAUAUGAGAAUUGCCCUAGAUCAGUUUCAGUAACAAAAACUGUAUCCGUGUACCCAAAAAUCUUGCAUCCACAGAAAGUUCUGAACCUCUCCAACUUGGACAGGCAAUGUCCAAAUCUUAUGUACUUGGUUUACUUUUACGGCCCGUGUAAUGCUUACAAGGGUUUGUCACUUUCUUCGGUUUUCAACAGCUUCAAGUGUGGCCUGGAAGAGACGUUGGCGAUCUGGUACCCCGCCGCGGGGCGGCUGAGCUUGAACCCGAAUGAUGGGAAGCUUAAUCUUUGGUGUAACAACAGAGGUGCAAUUCUCGCCGAAGCAACGGCCGAGCUGGUAAAGAUCUCUGACCUUGGAGAUCUCACUCAGUACUGUGAUUUCUUUGAAAGGUUGGUUUACAAACCCGAUUUUGGUGGGAAUUUCUCUCAGAUGCCACUAGUUGUUGCUCAGGUGACCAAGUUUGGUUGCGGAGGCUACUCCAUAGGAAUCGGCAGCAGCCACUCGCUAUUCGACGGACCCGCUGCUUAUAAUUUUCUGAGUGCUUGGGCUUCUAGUUCUUCUGCUACCAUGAUGAAACAAAACAAAGAUAGUAAUCUGGAGAUGUUCAAGCCAGUGCAUGAGAGACCUACGUUGUUGUUGGGCAGUAGUAGUUCUAAUUCUCAAGCCCCAAAAGAAGUAAUUACUAAUCAUCCAAAUUAUGAUCAUCAAAAGACAGGUGCUGCGGCCAUAGAUCAUCUUCUUCAGUUGAUAAUGCAAGCAGCCGCUGAAGGAAACCUCCAGAAGAGUGCUAGUUCUGUUGCUGCAGGUUCUUCGGAUAUUCGAAAGGGUUUUGUUUUCAAGACAUUUCAUCUGACCGGCGCUUUUGUAGAGAGUUUGAAGAGAAGAAUUCUCCAAGAGGAUGGUGGCUUUUCUUGUUCGUCCUUUGAGGUUCUUGCAGCUCUUUUGUGGAAGGCAAGGACCAAGGCUAUGGGGCUAAGAAAGGAAAAAAUGGCGUGCCUACAAUUUGCAGUGGACACCAGGAACAAACUAGUACCUCCACUUCCCAAUGGUUUCAGCGGCAACGCCUUCGUACUCGCCUCCGUCGCGUUAUCAGCCGGAGAAGUCGAAAAACUUGGCUACAAAGCCAUAGUUGAGAAGAUAAGAGAAGCCAAGGACUCUUGCAACAAUGAGUACGUGAAGGCAUACAUGGAGGGACUACAAGGCCCACAGGCUCCUCUCCCUCCUCUCAAUGAACUUACUCUCGUCUCUGAUUGGACUAGAAUGCCGUUUCACAAGCUUGAUUUCUUCAAUGGAUCUGCAGGAUCUGCCUUUGUUUCUCCACUGGUCCCUCCAAUCCCUCAGGUAACUUAUUUCAUGCAGAAUCCCAAUGAUCAUCUCGCCAUCGAUGUCAGGAUCGGACUGCUUCCGCAAUUUCUCAACGCUUUCUCGUCCUACUUUCUCGCCGCCACGCAAUAAAAACCGACAAGAAAAGAUACACUUUACUACUGGUAAUGCUAGAGUGCAUACUAAUUUGAUCCACCAAAUUUUGGAUAUCAAGUGAUAUAAUUGAAAAAUCGGUUUUAAGUAUCCAAAAUUUGGCAGACUAGUUGGUAUGUGUAGUGUUAUUACGAGAGAAUUAGUAUAAUUAGUUGGUCUGCGGAAACAGAUCACUAGGAGAUCAUUAUAUGUAUUGUGCUAAUGAUUUCUUGAUCAUACCGAGUUGUCUAAUAAUGUACUUAUGUGAGAAAUAAAAUAUAUGGACUUGUCGUUUGGUAAGACAGUUGAGAACCAAUAAAACUCGGAAUAUUAUUAUUGUAAUUGUACAUGCUCUUCUCUUGGUCAACCAGUGCCAAAAAAAUGCCUCUCAAAGUGUUGGUGGGGUCCUCCAAUUAUCUAAAUAUAAUUCUUAACUCGUACACGACUUCCACAAAAUGGGUCUAUGAUUUCAACAAAAUAUGCAAACUUGGAGCACGUGUAA